UCUACAAUGAUUCGCAUUACGCUGUUAAAAAUGAUUCGGUAUUUUCCAUGAUAUGCACCGGUACUAUUGGGAAAUCAAGUAAAACGUUGCAAUCUUCAUAACGAUUUGAGUAACUGAACACCAUAUCCUUACAAUAAUUUCUCCUUCUGAGAAUUAAAACUGCUUUAUGCUGGAUGUUGCCAUGUCAUAGACAAGGGAAAGAGCAGUAAGUUUUCAAUUCUUCAAUACAUGUACUACAAAAGCUCUAGAUCUGUACCAGACAAGACAUCACUCGUAAAAGGCUAGUCCUGGACUAGCCGCGCAACGAUCCAAGCAAAAUGGGGGAGGAUGAUACAGAAAUAGACCUAACCCCGCAGGAACAGUUCUUCUUGGCUGCAUCGAAAGGCGACGUCGCGGCCAUCACCCUCCUUAUCGAUGGCCGCCCUGAGAACGGUGUCGACAUCAACGCUAAGAAUGAAAGUGGAACGAGUGCUUUGAAUCUUGCAGUAUCGGAAGGCUAUUUAGCUGUGAUGUAUCCUCUCUUGGAGGCGAACGUACAUAUUGGUGACGCCAUGUUGAGAGCGGUCGAUGCCGACUUCCACGAGGCCGUGCGAGUCCUACUACAAUUCGCUGAUGAAAAGGAUGAAAGUGGACGGAUGGCAAUAAUCAAUUGCAGAUGCGAAUCAAACGAUAUUCACCCAGAUGUGACACCAAUAAUUAGGGCGGCACAGCUCAAUAGCUUCGCCAUCGUGAAGAUGCUGUUGGAAGCGGAUCUCUUGAUCCCAGAGCUACAAGAUGAUGCCUUCAACGAGAUGGCCGUUGAUGAUCUCCAACGGUCCGUAGGAACCCUUGAGGUCUACGGGGGCUUGGCAAGCGAGGCUUACGUAUGCCUAGCAAGCACCGAUCCGAUCGACAGAGCGUUUACACUUUGUGGGACUAUGAAACGAAUAGCACUUCUGGAGGUGGAAUUCAAAGUUCGAUAUCUAGAACUUGCCGACAGAAUGGAGAAGUUGGCUGCCGAACUCGUUUCAUAUGCCAGAGAUACUGAAGAGAUCACAACAGUGCUUACAUUCCAAGAGACGACUAAGUCUAGUACAUCGAAUGGGGGCGCCGUCAAUCAACGCCAUAUUGGUACACUCCCGAAAGUUACACAGGCUAUCCAGUAUGAACAGAGGAAGUUUGUUGCCCAUCCCAACUGCCAGCAAGCGGUAUCGGCGCAGUUCUACCGCCAUUUGGCCCACCUCCGCGACAAGCCAGCCAUCUUCAACCUGCUGGCUUUCGUCGGUCUUGUCUUGGCGUUCCCAUUCGUAUCCAUACUCUACAAGCUUUCUGUCUCCAAAAGGAUUCGCAAGCUCGUCAGAACUCCCUACGUGAAGUUUGUUAUGCAGGCAGGAGCAGACUUUACGUUACUCGCCAUUCUAAUAAACAUAGAUACAUCGUCUCAUCUGAUUAACGUUUACUUGACCCAGAACCAGUAUAUUCUUCAUAUCUUUCUCCUUUUCUUCGUGCUUGGGAUAGCCUGGAAGGAGGUUCAUUUGGCAUAUCUAUGGGGGAUCAAGAAGAUUACGUCAUCCUUCACACAUCUCAGAGACACGUUGAUUUCAGUCCUGCUCUUCGCCUACUUCGUACUGACAUUCGUUAGUAUUUAUCAGGAAAUGGGGACAUGCAGAGCUAAUCCAUAUGUACGAUCUCUUCGCCAAUCUGUCAACGACACACCAACCAUAGAACCGGCAGCUAUUCAAGUCAUUGAUGACUUCACUGUAAAAGUCAAAGACAUAACCAGACUCAAACUCCAAGACAUGUCGAUCGUCCUCAGUGACCAAUCACAGGAAGUAGUUGACACCAUCAUCCGCGACAUCAUUGACGAUCUCGGUUGCGGCUGCACGACAUCGACUGCCUUGCCGAUGGCUCCAGAAGUGAACUUAUCGGAAGCGCAGCCCACUGAACUUCCACACUGCGAAUCCUCUUUCUUGUCCAGGGAAUGGAACGACCCAUCCCUGAUCGGCAAUGCUAUCUUCAGUGUCGUCACCGUGCUCACAUUCUCGAGAAUGAUGUCAUAUCUGAUUGCCAACGAGUACCUGGGCCAGCUGGUCAUCUCUGUAAGUGACAUGGUGAAAGGGACAUCGACUUUCUUCAUCGUCGUCAUCGCUGUCAUCAUUUCUUUCUCUUCUGCGAUGACCUUUAACUAUAGCAUCUACAGCGAGGAGGAUGGAGAGAGAUGCGAGGCGAAUCCCGCCGGUGAUGGCUGCGGCCAACAAACUUACUUCUAUAAAAAUCUUGGUCGCAGCAUGCUGAGUCUUUACUGGUCACUUUUUGGUCUGAUUGACCGGAAGUCCCUGAGCCUGGAGGGGAUGCCGGCUGUCGUAGAAGGUGCAGGAGGUCUUCUCUACGCUUCGUUUUACAUCUUUGCCGUCUUGGUUCUACUCAACGCCCUCAUUGCUGUCAUGAGUAACGUCUUCAACAAAGUAGAGGAGAAUGCCGACAUGGAGUGGAAAUUCGCCCGAACCAAACUUUGGAUGAGUUUCAUUGACGAUACCAUAACGGUCCCACCGCCAUUCAAUCUGUUGCCGGAUUGCAGCAACAUUAGACGACGGCUUCGGUUGUGCCGGCGGAAGUGUCGACGUAACCGAAAGAACCUGGAAGAAAUAAACCAAUGUUCCUUAAGAAUGGACGAAUUGCAACUGAGAAAGAGAACAUUUAAACGAGUUGAUUUAGCUAACUAUCAGCGGAUCAUGCGUCGGCUUGUAGAACGUUUCAUUGCUGAGCAGACGGCCCAAGAAGCGAAUGCACAGGGAGACAUCACCGUGGCUGAUAUCCGAAAUCUAAGGAACGAUGUCGUCUCAUUAAGAUACGAUACCUUCAAGCAGUUGUGUCAGAUGAACGAAGAACUUGACAGCACGAAGCAGCAAAGCACUGAUAUCAGCGGUCAGUCCUGCCAGGCUAACGUAGUGUUCACACGAACAGACAAGAUUAAGAAUGAGGUGGAUGAUUAUAGCUCUCGGCUGGCCGACGUCCAAUCAGAACUCACCCAGAAGUUAGAGAUUCUUCCCGCCCUUGACGAACUGAUGCAGGAGUUGGCGCAGAUGCGUAAGCUACAGGGGAUGCCCAAGAAUGUCGGGAAGAAGGUACACGACAUCGUAGGCUAUUACGAGGAAGUGAAGGAGAUCGUGGAGAAAGAGAAAGAGAAGAAGCACCCUCCUAGAAGCAGCUCGUUCAUACACUCGAUGCUGAACGUAACCACGAAAACGGAGAACGGGGAAAACACUUGGUUAUAGAGGGCGCUCGAGUCUCUUGCCUGGCUUUACUUUUACAUGCAUGCAGUGGUUUGUCGUUGGCGGCACUUUUCCUUUCUCGCUUGGCUUCACGUAUCCAAUAAACUAAUCUUAUGAUCUGUACAGCGCUUUCCUUCUACUUUGUGUAUAAUAUUAGCUUCGCUUUGUUAAUGAAAUAUGCAUCGUUUUCUUGUUUUUCUGUUUUGUUUUAUAAUGUAGUAUUUAUUGGUCAUUUUUUCUAUUUUGUUUAUAAUUGUAGCCUCCAUUAGUGAAUUGUGAAUGUUAUGCAUUGUUUACCCCAGGGGGCGGAUCUAGGAUUUGGGGGGAGGGCCACAUUUUCCCAAGCAAAAUUUGACAAGUAAAAACCAAAAUUACUCACUAAAAAAAAGAAGGUCAUUUGAUCCCACAUAAAAUUUGACAAGCAAAAAAAAAAAAAAAAAAAGGUCCUCACUUAUGAACGGCGUAUAUCCAUUAAAUAUAUUUGCUAGGAAAUCUCCAUGGGGGUGGUACACUUGUGUAUUAACGAUAUAUUUGCAUAAGAGAUGUUGGCUCUGACUCUAAAGGGGGGUGCCUCCACCCCCUUGAUCUGCCACUGGUUUCCCCCUGUUUUUUUACUUUUGUAAGCUUCUCCUUAUUUAUGCAAUCUGAUUUGGCGUUUUUUAACACGAUACCUGUCAAAUGGCUUGCUGCAUGUUUUGGGGUUUAUUUCCAAUUUGUUUCCAGUUUGUCCAAACAACUCGUCUACUAAUCAUUUGGUCUACCAUGAAUUCGUCCACUCUCCACAUGGUCUAAUUUCCAAUUCGUCCACUCACCAUUUCGUGUAAUAACCAGUUGGACCAAUUAUAUAGCCACUUAGUCCAUAUACAAUGUGGUCUAAUUAUAGUAUAUUGUACAAAGUGAAUGAAAAUGAAAUGGAUAUUAGACAAGGGUCCUG
Lytechinus variegatus (green sea urchin) is the source of this 4185-nucleotide messenger RNA. Its product is annotated as short transient receptor potential channel 5-like. The coding region runs from base 318 to 3254 and encodes 978 amino acids. Gene Ontology annotation, biological process: regulation of cytosolic calcium ion concentration; calcium ion transmembrane transport; manganese ion transport. Lineage: Eukaryota; Metazoa; Echinodermata; Echinoidea; Temnopleuroida; Toxopneustidae. Gene Ontology annotation, molecular function: inositol 1,4,5 trisphosphate binding; store-operated calcium channel activity. The record is from RefSeq and is a predicted model, not a curated record. Gene Ontology annotation, cellular component: membrane; cation channel complex. The transcript is spliced from 18 exons.